Molecule: messenger RNA, 2026 nt
Organism: Nestor notabilis (Kea)
Lineage: Eukaryota; Metazoa; Chordata; Aves; Psittaciformes; Psittacidae
Gene: NEDD1
Product: neural precursor cell expressed, developmentally down-regulated 1
Exons: 14
Coding region: 3-1991 (662 amino acids)
Biological process (GO): mitotic cell cycle; microtubule nucleation
Cellular component (GO): pericentriolar material; spindle pole; centriole
Molecular function (GO): gamma-tubulin binding
Source: RefSeq, a predicted model, not a curated record
CCAUGCAAGAAAGCAUACGUUUUGCUUCAUCAGGAGAUGACAUUAAAAUUUGGGAUUCCUCAUCUCUAACUGUGGUGGAGCAGUUCAACCCACACACAACCACACAUCCAGUCAGCUCACUCUGUUGGGCCAGCAAUAAUAGAUACCUGGCCACUGCUUCUGCUGCUGGUGAUAAAAUAGUUGUUUCAAGCUGUAAAAGCAAACUUGUUCCACUCUUUGAAAUAGCUGAAGGAGCAAACCAGACAUGUGUAAGCUUAAAUUCUAGUUCUUCAUAUAUUGUAAGUGGAGGCCUUGAUAACACAGUUAAUAUCUGGGAUCUGAAAUCCAGAAAGGUUUACCGUAGCCUUAAGGAUCAUAAAGAUGAAGUCACAUGUGUUACAUAUAAUUGGAAUGAUGGCUACAUCGCCUCUGGGUCUUUGAGUGGUGAAAUUAUCCUACACAGUGUUACCACCAAUUUAUCAAGUACUCCCUUUGGUUAUGGAAGCCGUCAGCCUGUUCGACACUUGAAAUAUUCAUCCUUUAAGAAAUCCUUGCUGGGCAGCGUUUCUGACAGUGGAAAUGUAACUCUAUGGGAUGUAAAUAACCAGAACCCAUAUCAUAAUUUUGAAAAUGCUCAUAAAGCGCCAGCUUCAGAAAUCUGCUUUUCUCCAGUCAAUAAGCUGCUGCUUGUAACUGUAGGUUUGGAUAAAAGAAUUAUUCUCUAUGACACUUCAAGUAAAAAGUUACUGACAACAAUAGUAGCUGAUUUUCCUCUGACAACGGUAGACUUCAUGCUUGAUGGUACUACUUUGGCUAUAGGAUGUUCCCGGGGAAAAAUCUGCCAGUAUGACUUAAGGCAACUGACAUCACCAGUGAAAACAGUUAUUGCUCACAAAGGCUGUGUGAAAUGCAUACGUCUUCAGUUCAGUAGUACUUUUUCCAAGUCUAACCUUACAGGUUCUUCAAAUAAGCCUGUAUCCAAAAAAGUAGAAGUCAAAGCUGGUAGUAAUCUUGGAGGAGUUCAAACUACUGGCAUAAAAAAUGUUUCCUCUCAAGCAUCAGCAGCAGUUUCAUCCCCUCUGGCAUUGCCAAAUGACGAUAAGGGAGGAGAGAUUCUUCAGGAGAAAACAGGUUUUCCACAUAGUUGCAGCUUGGAUGUGAUUCCAUCUAAAGAAACAGAUCAUGGGAAGAGCGCUGAUAAUAUUAAUGUCAGUCGAAGUAGUUUAGGAGAUGUGUUUUCUCCAAUCAGAGAUGAUACUACUGCAAACAAAGUGAAUGAAGAUCCUCAAGGAAAAGGAGAUGGUGUGGAUUUUCAGUCUUACAUUUUGGGUGUGGAUUUUCUCCCACAUCUCACCACUGCCUUUCCAGCAAAAAGAAACCCAGUGGGCAGUAGUGCACAGGGAAUACGGUCCAGCCCAUUACAUGCACUUGUGGGGUCUACAAUUAAAGAAGAGGAAGAACAUCCAGAGACAGACACAAAGAAAAUAAGUCUUGGAAAACAAGAAUCUAAAGAAGUCUUAAAGCUGCUUUCAAAAUCGAGUUCAUCAAGUGCAGAAUCUGUAACUUUAAGUUCUCCACCAUCAUUCACUGCUGUAAAGACUCCUGAUACAAAUGAAAGACUAGUGAAGAAUAUUCAGGCCCAUCCUGCGUAUGAUCUACCAGUAAACGGUACUACCUCAACAAGUCCAAAGAUAACAUCACCUGUCGCCGCUGGAGUUGCAAGUUCAUUAUCAGAAAAAAUAGUAGAAAACAUUGGAAGUAGCAGACCAAAUGCACCUCUGACAUCAUUCCAAAUAAACUUCAUUCAGAAUAUGAUACAAGAAACAAUGGAUGACCUCAGAGAAGCAUGCCAUCGAGAUAUUGUGAAUUUACAAGUGGAGAUGAUCAAGCAAUUCCAUGUGCAGUUGAAUGAAAUGCACGCUUUACUUGAAAGAUACUCUGUAAAUGAAAGCUUAGUAGCUGAAAUUGAGAGACUACGAGAGGAAAACAGAAGACUGAGGACUCAUUUCUGAAAGAUUCACACUGCUAAUUUUAUUAGCAUGAACUC